This is a messenger RNA of Pipistrellus nathusii (Nathusius's pipistrelle), 645 nucleotides long. NCBI's taxonomy places the organism in Eukaryota, Metazoa, Chordata, Mammalia, Chiroptera, Vespertilionidae. The record is from the annotation of a GenBank genome assembly.
AUGUCGGCCAUCCUGCGGGAGCUGCUUCGCGUCUCAGAGAAGGCGGCCCACAUCGCCCGCGCCUGCCGGCAGCAUGACGCCCUCUUCCAGCUGCUCAUCGAGGAGAAGAAGGGCGAGGACAAGAACAAGAAGUUCGCCCUGGACUUCAAGACGCUGGCCGACGUGCUGGUGCAGGAGGUGAUCAAGCGGCACAUGGAGGCCAAGUUCCCAGGCUUGGAGGAGAAAAUUUUGGGGGAAGAGUCCAACGAGUUUACCAAUGCUCUGGGGGAAAAGAUCGUCUUGAGGCUGUGCCCCACGGAGGCGGAGACGGCCGAGCUGCUGAGCAGAGUCCUGAACGGGAACCAGCCGGCGGCCGCGGCCCUGGCCAAGGUCGUGCAUGAGGACGUGCCCUUCGCCGACCCGGCCCUGGAUUCGGUCCAGGUCGCCAUUCCACAGGACACGAUGGGAAUCUGGGUGGACCCCAUAGAUUCCACGCACGAGUACAUCCAGGGCUGUGCCGACGUGGAGCCCAGCCACGGCGUCUUCCCCCGCGGCCUGGCCUGCGUCACCAUCCUCAUCGGCGUCUACGACCUGCAGUCGGGGCUGCCCCUGAUGGGCGUCAUCAACCAGCCUUUCGUGACGCUGGACCCCGUCACCCACAGGUAG